AUGGCGUCACCACUACCGAUGAAAUGCAUAAACAGACAGGAUCUGUACACCAACCUUGAGGCCCGAAUCCAAUACCUCCAUUCAUUUCUGGACUUUUCAAGCAACGAUAUUGAAGCAUUAAUAUCAGGGGCCAAAUACAUCAAAGCGCUCGUCCCGGCCGUUGUAAACAUCGUCUAUCGCAAACUCCUCCAAUACGAUAUCACCGCACGGGCUUUUACGACUAAGAACACAACCGAGGCUGGCGACGUUGGCGAGGCCCUGCACGAAGAUAGCCCCCAGAUUUUGCACAGGAAAAUGUUCCUACGAGCGUACCUCAACAAAUUAUGCUCGGACCCAAGUAAAAUGGAAUUCUGGGAGUACCUGGACAAGGUCGGUAUGAUGCAUGUUGGACUUGGCAGAAAGCACCCACUGCACAUUGAAUAUGUGCAUCUUGGAGUAUGCCUCGGCUUUAUCCAAGACAUCAUGACAGAGGCAAUCCUCUCACACCCGCGUUUGUCUAUGCACAGAAAAAUUGCCUUGGUGAAGGCCCUCGGCAAGGUCAUUUGGAUCCAAAACGACUUCAUGGCGAAAUGGCACGUUCGAGAGGCCGAUGAGUUCCAUCUUCUGGAAUCUGACGUGAUUAUUGAGAAGGAGGGUUACCUGCACGGAAAGCAAGUUUUAGAUGACAACCUGCUGGAGGUGGCCGAGACUGGAACAUCAGCGUCAAGCCAUCCCAUCGAAACGAAGAAAACACAAUGCCCAUUUUCGAGCAAUCUUCCGAUUCCAUGCGACAGAAACAGCGACAGCACUCGUGAGCAGACUAGGGAUAAGCUUGCACCAUCUUUGUCGGAGUUUCGUGGAGUGGAGGUUGAGGGCAAGUAA
Messenger RNA from Pochonia chlamydosporia 170, 861 nucleotides. RefSeq names its product globin-like-protein. The transcript is spliced from 3 exons. The record is from RefSeq and is a predicted model, not a curated record. NCBI's taxonomy places the organism in Eukaryota, Fungi, Ascomycota, Sordariomycetes, Hypocreales, Clavicipitaceae. Gene Ontology annotation, molecular function: oxygen binding; heme binding. Bases 1 to 861 code for a protein of 286 amino acids.